Messenger RNA from Trypanosoma rangeli, 978 nucleotides. RefSeq names its product DHHC-type zinc finger family protein. The record is from RefSeq and is a predicted model, not a curated record. Bases 1 to 978 code for a protein of 325 amino acids. The transcript has a single exon. Gene Ontology annotation, cellular component: Golgi apparatus; endoplasmic reticulum. Lineage: Eukaryota; Euglenozoa; Kinetoplastea; Trypanosomatida; Trypanosomatidae. Gene Ontology annotation, molecular function: protein-cysteine S-palmitoyltransferase activity. Gene Ontology annotation, biological process: protein targeting to membrane; peptidyl-L-cysteine S-palmitoylation.
AUGGCAUCCAGUUUGGUGGAGCACGAUGGCAACCUUUCGACCGCGCACGAGGCGUAUUUUCGCCAGCAGCCACAUAAGCAAGAGGGUGACUGCCAAAAGACCUCAGGUGAAGUGUAUUUUCCGUUUAUGUCGGGGCACCAGCACCAGCAACAACAGCAACCACCCCAGCUGUUUCGUGCAAAUGGGGCGAAACGUGUCAUUGGGCGCUCGCGAUUGAUUUGCUGCUGUGUUCUUUCUCGUGAUGGGGUUAAUAGUAUCUGCAUCAUUGUGAUCCUGCUGGCGGGAGUCGCUGUCUUUAUGUUUGGUGUCGUCCCACGUGGGGAAGUUUACUCGUACGUCGUUGUUUCUGUCCUCACUGCAGCCGCCAUCGCCUGCUUAGUUAUGUCUGUGGCGGUGGACCCUGGUAUCUUGCUGCCGCUCCCCCCCGAUCCGACCCGGCAGCCUGAGACCGUCAUUGUGAAUGGAAAGGAGGUGCUUUGCAAAGUUUGCCCUACCUGUCACAUUCUGCGCCCCCCGCGAAGCACCCACUGCCAGUUUUGCGACUAUUGUGUGGAGGAAUUCGAUCAUCACUGCGGGGUGGUGGGGAGCUGCGUCGCCAAACGAACCUUUCGGUUCUUUGGGGGAUUUUUUGUUUUCACGGCCUUUCUCACCCUCUACAUUGGUAUUCGCACUCUCGUUGUUCUUAGUACCUGCAAUUGCGACUGGGCUGCUGGACAGGGGCGCUGGGAGCUAGGAGCCGCCGUCCUGUCAAUGAUCGCCUCUGGCGUGGGUAGCUGCACUGUGAUACCGUUUGCAUUUUACUACAUUUAUCUUGGCUGCAUGAACUCCACGCAGAAAGAAGCCGCCCGCUUCUCCCUUGGGUUUUGUGAGGUUAACCAUGAUUACCAUCAAGGGUGCUGGCGCAACUUUUUUGGCCGUUAUUUUGGUCCUCUCGGAAAGAGCCGUAUUACGGCGGAAAACGCAAACCUUUACGUAUAG